Molecule: messenger RNA, 11624 nt
Organism: Coregonus sp. 'balchen'
Lineage: Eukaryota; Metazoa; Chordata; Actinopteri; Salmoniformes; Salmonidae
Source: the annotation of a GenBank genome assembly
UGACAAGCGCUGACUUGAAAUGCUGCGCAGUUUACGCGCGUCCAGGAAAGUACAGGGAUUUUUUUUUUUUUAUCCCGUUUACUGACACAAAUGAGGAGUUUUUCAAACAUCUAAUUCGGAGUUUUAGGGUACAAGAGGUAGAUUGGCUCUUGACCAAGAUGCUGGGUGGGACUCACUGUUGAAUUGGACGUUUGUAAAGCCCCCCACUCCUUCCUGUUUGGGUAAGUUUCAGUCUCCGGCAGGGCAGUAUGCUCACUCUUUUGUUUCAUACGAAGGGCCUAGCAAAUUAGCUUAGCAAGCUAGCUAGGAAACCAUGAAUAAAUCAAAGUCGGUAGCUAGCUAGCUUCAUCCAAUAAAUGCAUCACUCCAACCCUCCGUGGUUUGCGGGAAAUCGAUCCCCAACACCUGAAUGGCAAAAACCAGCAAAUAUUAAAUGAUUGCAUUAUUAUAAUCACCAGCCAUCCACCAUUAUUUCCCAAUAAAAGGACGUUACCAUAUCAGCUACAGAUUAAACUGGUCAGUUUAGAAGAGUAUUGGAUAAGGUGCAACUUUUAGAAGGGAAUGGAAUGCGACAUUGUUUUGUGGUAAGCGGCUAACUACCUAGCCAGUUUAGUUUAGUGAACAUCGUGAACUGGUUACAUGAACUAACCAAACCAUAACACGUAUCCUGUAUACACAACUAGGUUAAUCUGAUAACUAGCGAGGUACUGUAGUUCUUCUUGUUGUGGCACGAAUCAUCCUUCACAUUUGACUGGUCGUAGCUGGACUUGAGGGAGUACACCUACGACCGGAAGUGACUUUUGGUAACAGGUGAGGAGAGCGUUUUAGUUCAAUCCUAACCCUUUUCCCCAACCUUAAUUUAAAAUCUCCUAACCUGCCAUGUUAAUUCUCCUAACCUGUUACGGAAAAAGUCACUUCUGGUCGUAGCUCUACUCCCUAGUCAUAACCCAUUUGACUGACGACAAAACAUUUAACUAGCUAGUAGCAGCUAGCAUGGGACUGUCAGCUGUCAUUCCAGGUUACGGAAAGUUAGCUAAACAGAAAUGUAGCUAGCUAAAUGUAUUUGUUUGUGAAAAAAAGGUUCGGAGCCAGUUUGCUAACUUUUGUCACUAUGUCUUUUCUUAACCCAUCUAAAUUAUUUUGAUGCAUUUUCAGUUUACACUUGUAUUAUUUUGGCCACUUUUCCGAAGUCAGGUUGUACUGUAGCUGCUAGUGCCAACGCAUAACCAGCCACUUAAUGAAUCUGCAACAUUCUAGCUGAUAUCACGUCAACUGCAUUACUUUGAACGGUACUAACGGAAAACUGCGUGAACGCUUACAGCCAACGAAAACAACUUUAGUUCACGUUUAGCUUUUAGCUCUGACUUGUGUGCAGUGCUUGUUGCACUCUGAAAGUAGAUUUUCACCGAAGAUAUUUAGCUAGCUAAAUCUAUUUGUUGUUGUCUGUACUCUGCAGCUAGCUAGCUAGAUAAAGUUGCAAUCCACCAAUGUGCUUGGUGUUGAUGAUAGAACCCAAUCUUGGCCUAUAUCCAGUCAUGUUCCCACUGAGGUCAGCUCGAUCAUUUCAAUGUCAUGUAUUUAUCCAACCUUCCUGUAUUUCUGCUCAAUUUCAGUUGCUAUGGAGAAACCGCUGGGGGACUCGGAUGAUUUACAGCCACAGGACCUCUCCUCCACCCGUAGCCUUCCCGCUGUGAUGGACCUGACCAGAAAAGGUGAGGAAUGCCUCCUGAAAGCCAACUCCAUGGAGGCCCUACGGGUGGUCAAGCCUCCCAGCUGGUACCCAAACUCUGGGAGCAGCAAGGGACUCUCCUUCCCCGAGACUGACCAUAUGCUUCAACCAGUAGACCAGAUCCAGCCGGACAAUGCCUUCUCCAACACUACAGUCACCCUCUCGUAUGUGAGCCGGUCUCAUGUCUUCUCCACCCAUGACACUCUCUCCCAGCAUUCCCCUCUCUACGGCGUCCCGUCGAUCAGCAGGUUCUCAACAAUGGAUGGCUACUUGCAGCAGGUGGAUAGGCCUCUGGCCUUAGCGCCUCGGUCUGAAAUGUUUGACUCUAUCCCUCCAGCCCAGGUGGUGGGUGAGAAUGUCCCAAGAGUUUGUCUGAUACAGCAGUCUCAUGAAAUCAAUGGCGAUCGAGUUGCAAGUAACGGAGGAGUGGAGAAAUACAAGCCUCAACAGAGAGGGAGUUCAAUGGAACGCACUCUUUCUCAGGACACAGACAACGAAGGAUUGCAGAACGACCAGGGUAGUAGCAGCUGGUCCAACUCUGCCAUCUGUGUCGAUUCCUCCCCAGAGUCUCUCACUACAGACAUGGAGGAGGGACAGAGGAGGGCUUCAGAACUUAUUUUUCUCAUCUCUAGAACAGAGGAGCCAGUCCUGAUGCAGGACAGCAGGAGUCCCAGGGACCUGUGUUCUCCAAAUAGGGAGUAUAUUAGCCCUCUGGAGGACCCGGUCUCUCCCUCUGUCUCACUGCAUGACGUAGAGGACGGUUUCAUUCUGCCUCAGGCCUCCUGCUCACCCUGCGAUGAGAAUUCUUUAGCAGACGAGACGUCUGAUACCCGCUGGGAUGAGCUGGAGAGAGGAGGGCCUGGGCUGUCUGCAGUACAGGGGACAAGGUCUAAUGGGGAUAAUACACCAAUGUUAGAUUACAGCGAGGACUACCAGAAACCCAAGGCAGCUCCGGAGCCUAUUGUUGACUUGACAGAAGACGAGAGCGCUGUGCCAGAGGUUUUAGAAAAGAAGCCCAGGCAGACGGCUGCUACUCACCUGAAUGGUAAUGUGAAGGCAGAGCAGAGGACUUCAGGGAGGAAACAACUCGCCCCUCGCUCUGGCAGGGGAACCAGGUUAGAGGCCAUAGUGAUGAACAUAAACCCUAACUGGUAUAAAGGAUCCACUAAGAAGCACAAGGCCUCAAAGGCCCAUCCUCAGACAAAUCCCCUGACCCAGAGCAGUCCAUCUAAAGCCGGUGUUAGUCCUAACAAACAGACCUUGUCUGUAGUGAAGAAGGGCGGCCAGAAUAAAGCAGCAUCUAGCGCAGAGGGAGAGGCUAAAGUAAAGGCAGCGGUAGCCUCACCGACAGGUCGUAUGGAUAGCAUUUACAUGAACACAGACAGCUGCAGAGAGUCUACCUCAGAUUCUGAACACACCCGUUUUCCAAAAUACCCAAACAACCACAGCACAUUUCCCAUAACCUCCAGCCUGCCCUUUGCUCCAGACAAUGAUUCAGAGAAGGAGUUGGAACACAGAGAGUCAGGUCCAGAGCCCUCCUCUGAGGUGGCUGUACUGACUGUAUCACCGUCACUUAAAGCAUCUCCAAAGAAACCCGGGAAGCAUAAAGCUAAGACCGCAAGCAGUGAACCAGCUUCUGCCACAGCCAAAUCAAGGAAGGCCCCUGCUCCCAAGAAGAAACGGAAGAAACCCAGACUGGAUCAGUCUUCUAUGUUCUCCCCUCAGGAGCCUGAGAUCAAACUAAAAUACAUCAACUACAAGGAGGAGAAGAGGGACGUGAGGGUGGAAACCUUCUCUCCGUUCAUCCACGUGGAGCGUAAGCCUUCCUCCACCUCCCCCGCCAACUGUGCUGUCAUCAACUACCCAGAGGAGGAGAAGCCCAGGCAGAAGGGCCAGGGGCAACAGCAGGCUGGAGGCUCAGGAUCCGGAGGUUUCAUCCCAGGGGCUGUACCCUCCACCUCCUGCCUCCACCUGGGCCGCAUCUCCACCCACAGCCAGUACCACAGCUCCCUGGUCUGCUGCCUUUGUGGAGGCUCGGCUAACGCCAUGGACCUGGGGGACCUCCACGGGCCCUACUACCCUGAGGGAUACAGACCCAGCACUAAAGCCCCAGCUAGCAAAGCAGGCCUCGAAGAGGAGGAGGAUUUCAGUGACUCUGACUCCUCCUGCAGCGUGAGAGGCCAGGGCAGAAAGUGUGCUCGGCCCCCGGGGGUCCCCUGGCCCCACAAACCUGGCCCCCGGCUGAACCAGGAGGGCCGGCUGGGGAGGUGGACCAGUGACAGUGACCCCUCAGGCAGCCCUCGAGCUAAGAGGGCCAGGACUGAGGCUGGGCCUGGGGUUACAUCUGAGGCCGGGGCUGCAGUGGAUGACUGGUACAUCCCCCCUGUGGUGCCUCUGGACCAGUUUGAGUACUGGCUCCAUGAGGACUGCAGCAUCUGGUCUGCAGGUGUGUUCCUGGUGAAGGGGAGGGUCUACGGCCUUGAAGAGGCGGUCAAGGUGGCUCAGGAGACGGUAAGUGUAAAUCCUGCAGGAUAGAAACGGAUGGAUCUCUGUGUUUGUUGGUCUUUAUUGAUUUACGAUUGGGGUGAACAUAUAGCGAUCUCCCAUGGGGGACUAUGUCUGCUGUUGUAACCUGUUUACUAUUUAACAUUUAGGUAGUAUGUAACAGUGUUAGAACUCUGUUUAGCAAUGCAAAAUACUAAUAAAAAAAUAAAAAAUAAAAAAAUAAUAAAUAGCAGCUGUUCUUUGGUCUUGGCCCGUAACACAAGCCAAAACCAAUUCAUUGUAUUUCCUGUUUUCAGACGUGUUCUCGCUGCCAUAACCCAGGUGCCACUUUGGGCUGCUUCUUCAAGGGAUGCCCCAACAAGUAUCACUACAGGUGUUCUCUACAGUCAGGUGAGUCUCCUCCUCUGUCCUUAUCCGCUGCUGGGACCAUCAGGUGAGUCUCCUCCUCUGUCCUUAUCCCCUGCUGGGACCAUGAGGUGAGUCUCCUCAUCUGUCCUUAUCCCCUGCUGGCACCAUCAGGUGAGUCUCCUCCUCUGUCCUUAUCCCCUGCUGGGACCAUCAGGUGAGUCUCCUCCUCUGUCCUUAUCCCCUGCUGGGACCAUCAGGUGAGUCUCCUCCUCUGUCCUUAUCCCCUGCUGGGACCAUCAGGUGAGUCUCCUCCUCUGUCCUUAUCCGCUGCUGGGACCAUCAGGUGAGUCUCUUCCUCUGUCCUUAUCCGCUGCUGGGACCAUCAGGUGAGUCUCUUCCUCUGUCCUUAUCCGCUGCUGGGACCAUCAGGUGAGUCUCUUCCUCUGUCCUUAUCCGCUGCUGGGACCAUCAGGUGAGUCUCCUCCUCUGUCCUUAUCCCCUGCUGGGACCAUCAGGUGAGUCUCCUCCUCUGUCCUUAUCCCCUGCUGGGACCAUCAGGUGAGUGUCCUCCUCUGUCCUUAUCCCCUGCUGGGACCAUCAGGUGAGUCUCCUCCUCUGUCCUUAUCCCCUGCUGGGACCAUCAGGUGAGUGUCCUCCUCUGUCCUUAUCCCCUGCUGGGACCAUCAGGUGAGUCUCCUCCUCUGUCCUUAUCCCCUGCUGGGACCAUCAGGUGAGUCUCUUCCUCUGUCCUUAUCCCCUGCUGGGACCAUCAGGUGAGUCUCUUCCUCUGUCCUUAUCCGCUGCUGGGACCAUCAGGUGAGUCUCCUCCUCUGUCCUUAUCCGCUGCUGGGACAAUCAGGUGAGUCUCCUCCUCGGUCUCAGCAGGGGAUGGGGACAAUCAGGUGAGUCUCCUUGUCUCACAAAUUUGACUUGAGACUCGACUUGAUAGAAAAUAAAAUAAUUUGAGACUUGACUUGGAGCCUCAAGACUCUGGACUUAUUUUGUGGCACAGAGCCUCUGUGGAUUACUCUCCACGCAGCAAGAGGCAGUAGCCGCAGCGUCGCCUUUGCAAUAAAAAGUGCAACAGAUUGGCUAGUGAAACGCACACUCUGAACUCUGAUUGGACCAGCAAACUGUCAAUCAACAAAGGUCGGGUGAGCCAGAGAACAGAUUGCUGAUUUGCUGUAGGAUUGGGUGCAGAGCAAAUGCCAUAAUAAAUAUUAUCUUCUCUCCUCUUCCCCUCUCCUCUUCUUCUCUUCUCUCCUCUUCCCCUCUCCUCUUCUUCUCUUCUCUCCUCUACCCCUUCUCUCCUCUUCCCCUCUCCUCUUCCUCUUCUCUCCUCUCCCCCUCAUCUUCUCUCCUCUUCCCCUCCUCUUCUCUCCUCUUCCCCUCUCCUCCUCUUCCUCUCCUCUCCUCUUCUUCCUUCUCUCUCCCUCCCCCCUUCUCCCUCCUUUUCCUUCUCCCUCCUCCCUCCUCUUCCCCUCUCCCUCUCCUCUUCCCCUCUCCCUUCCCCUCUCCCUCCCCCUCUCUCCUCUCCCUUCCCCUCUCCCCUUCCCCUCCCUCUCCCCCCCUUCCCCUUUCCCCCUUUCCCCCUUCCCCUUUCCCCCUCCCCCUUCCCCUUCCCCUCUCUCCCCUUCCCCUCUCCUCUUCCCCUUCCCCCUCUCCUCUCCCCUUCCCCUCUUCCCCUUCCCCUUUCCCCUUCCCCGCCCCUCUCCCCCUUCCCCUCUCCCUCUCCUCUUUCCCCUCUCCUCUUCCCCUUCCCCUCCUCUUCCCCUUCCCCUCUCCUUUUCCCUUUUCCCCUUCCCCUCUUCCCCUUCCCCUCUUCCCCUUCCCCUCUUCCCCUUCCCCUCUCCCCUUCCCCUCUUCCCCUUCCCCUCUUCCCCUCUCCCCUUCCCCUCCCCCCCCUCCCCUUCCCCCUCCCCUCUCCUCUUCCCCUCUUCCUCUUCCCCUCUCCCCUUCCCCUCUCCCCUUCCCCUCUCCCCUUCCCCUUUCCCCUCUCCCUUCCCCUCUCCCUUCCCCCUCUCCCCCCUCCCCCUUCCCCUCUCCCCCCUUUCCCCCUUUCCCCUCUCCUCUUCCCCUCUCCUCCCUCUUCCCCUCCCUUCCCCUCCCUCUCCCUUUCCCCUCCCCUUCCCUCUUCCCUUCUCCUCUCCCCCUCCCUCUUCUCCCCCUCCCCUCCCUUUUCCUCCCGCCCUCCCCCCUUCCCCUCUCCUCUUCCCCUCUUUCCCUUCCCCUCUCCUCCCCUUCCCCUCCCCCUUCCCCUCUCCCCUUCCCCUUUUCCCCUUCCCCUCUCCCCCUUUCCCCUUCCCCUUUCCCCUCUCCCCUUCCCCUCUCCCCUGCCCCCUCUCCCCUCUCCCUUCCCCUUCCCCCCUCUCCUUCCCUCCCCUCUCCCCUCUCCUCUUCCCCUCUCCCCUUCCUCCUCUUCCCUUCCCCCUCCCCUUCCCCCCUUCCCCUUCCCUUCCCCUUCCCCGCUUCCCCUCUCCCCUCUCCCUUCCCCUUCCCCUCUCCCCUUCCCCUUCCCCUUCCCCCUCCCCUCUCCUCUCCCCUCUCCUCCCCUCUCCCCUUCCCCGCUCCCCUCCCCUCUCCCCUUCCCUCUUCCCCUCCCCUCUGCCCCCUUCCCCUUCCCCUUCCCCUCCCCCUUACCUCUUCCCCUUCCCCUUCCCCGUCCCCCUCCCCUCCCUCUUCCCCUUCCCCCUCUCCUCCCCUCCCUCUCCCUUCCCCUUCCCCGCUCUCCUCCCCCUUCCCCUCUCCUCUUCCCCCUUCCCUCUCCCCUCCCCGUCCCCCCCCCCCCUCCCCUCUCCCCUCCCCCUUCCCCUCCCUCUCCUCUUCCCCUCCCCCUCUCGCCCUCUCCCCCUUCCCCUUCCCCUCCCCCUCACCCCUCCCCUCCCCUCCCGUCCCCCUUCCCCUCUCCCUCCCCUUCCCCUCCCCUCUCCUCUCCUCCCUUCCCUCUCCUCUUCCCCUUCCCCCCUGCCCCCUCCCCCCCCCCUCUCCCCUUCCUUCCCCCUUCCCCCUCCUCUUCCCUUCUCCUCUCCUCUCCUCUUCUCCUCUCUCUCCUCUCUCCUCUUCUUUCCUUUCCUGUCCUCUUCCCCCUCUCCUCUUCCCCCCUCAUCUUCUCUCCUCUUCCCCUCUGCUCCUCUCCCCCUCUGCUCCUCUCUUCUUCCUCUCUGCUCCUCUUCCUCUCUGCUGUCAAAACAACAUCACAAUGACAUGACGCUGAGGGCAAAGCAAUGCACCACUUCUAGUGGAGCUGAAGUGUUAAGGAGAGGGCCUGUGACUGCAGUCUGUCGCGUGCCAAGACUUUCAGAUGGGACCUGGUUGCAAUCAAUCUAGAAGUUUGAGCCACCUCAGUGACUGAUGAAUGUUGUUCGUAGUCAGUUCUGAGACGUGAUUUAUCAUAAUGUUGCUUUACAUCUUAUUAGAACAGACAGUCUGUCUGGUUAGGUGGGUUUAGUGUUAUGAAACCAAUAACUAGCCUACUCAUUUUGCUGCACUCAUUAUGUCUAGGGGUCUUAGUCCUAGUUACAUGGUCUGUAACCUGACUCAUUAUGUCUAGGGGUCUUAGUCCUAGUUACAUGGUCUGUAACCUGACUCAUUAUGUCUAGGGGUCUUAGUCCUAGUUACAUGGUCUGUAACCUGACUCAUUAUGUCUAGGGGUCUUAGUCCUAGUUACAUGGUCUGUAACCGACUCAUUAUGUCUAGGGUCUUAGUCCUAGUUACAUGGUCUGUACCUGACUCAUUAUGUCUAGGGGUCUUAGUCCUAGUUACAUGGUCUGUAACCUGACUCAUUAUGUCUAGGGGCCUUAGUCCUGGUUACAUGGUCUGUAACCUGACUCAUUAUGUCUAGGGGGUCUUAGUCCUGGUUACAUGGUCUGGAACCUGACUCAUUACGUCUAGGGGUCUUAGUCCUAGUUACAUGGUCUGUAACCUGACUCAUUAUGUCUAGGGGGUCUUAGUCCUGGUUACAUGGUCUGGAACCUGACUCAUUACGUCUAGGGGUCUUAGUCCUAGUUACAUGGUCUGUAACCUGACUCAUUAUGUCUAGGGGUCUUAGUCCUAGUUACAUGGUCUGUAACCUGACUCAUUAUGUCUAGGGGUCUUAGUCCUGGUUACAUGGUCUGUAACCUGACUCAUUAUGUCUAGGGGGUCUUAGUCCUGGUUACAUGGUCUGUAACCUGACUCAUUAUGUCUAGGGGUCUUAGUCCUAGUUACAUGGUCUGUAACCUGACUCAUUAUGUCUAGAGGUCUUAGUCCUAGUUACAUGGUCUGUAACCUGACUCAUUAUGUCUAGGGGGUCUUAGUACUAGUUACAUGGUCUGUAACCUGACUCAUUAUGUCUAGGGGGUCUUAGUCCUAGUUACAUGGUCUGUAACCUGACUCAUUAUGUCUAGGGGUCUUAGUCCUAGUUACAUGGUCUGUAACCUGACUCAUUAUGUCUAGGGGCCUUAGUCCUAGUUACAUGGUCUGUAACCUGACUCAUUAUGUCUAGGGGUCUUAGUCCUAGUUACAUGGUCUGUAACCUGACUCAUUAUGUCUAGGGGUCUUAGUCCUAGUUACAUGGUCUGUAACCUGACUCAUUAUGUCUAGGGGUCUUAGUCCUAGUUACAUGGUCUGUAACCUGAAUGAAUGUGUGCAUUUGUGUGAAAUCAGCUUAUGCGACCAGGUGUUGAAUGUACAUGUGCCCAGGGAGAGGGCAACCUUACCUUGGUCCAGGGCCAGCUCUGUCUCUCUUGACCUCGUGGUCGGCCAGUCCAAGUGGAUUAUUUGUUCAGAUGGUGACGAAACAUUAAAUAUGUACACAAAGGCGUGCCGAAUCUAAAGCUUCAAAACCCAAGGAAAGGCCCCAGGGCCACCAAACCCAACCAGCAGCCCCAGGGCCACCAAACCCAACCAGGCCCCAGGGCCACCAAACCCAACCAGCAGCCUCACGGCUUGCCAGCUGGGACACUGACUGGCCCUUAUUGGCAGCACCGGAUGUGCUUAUCAUGCCCUGGCUCAGCAACUAGACCCAGUUGCUGCCACCUGGGGGAUGGCGUUUGGAAGUGUAUCUUGAAUAGUGUGUUUGUCUGUGUCCUAACACUAACCCCACCCCAUAUUAUAACACUAGUACUGUGGUUGUAAAACGGCAAUGCCAUCCCAGCUCCACGGGCGUGCCCUGUGUAUGUGUGUUGUGUAAAUAGCUGUUCUGUGUUGUAGCCUCUAUCUGUUGGGAUGUGUGGAGGCUGGUUCAGCUGCUGUUUUGCUGUCUGAUGAAUCACCGACUGUCUUCAUUUAGCCAAUCAUUCUUCUCCCCACAGACUGUGUCCUCAAUGAAGAGAACUUCUCCAUGAAAUGCACCAAGCACAAGGUAUGGAGGGUUGAUUUUAAUUGAAGUGACUGGUAGGUUUGAUCCUUACUAAGCUGAUCUCAUUCACUCACUCCGUUGCUGUCAGUGUUUUUUCUGUCUCACUGUCUCAUUGAUUGUCUUUGUGAAAGAGUUUGCUGUCACGGAGCCAACAAUUUUAGCAAUCCUCCGUUUUAUGAUUUUAUUGUGCAUCGCUGAGAUGAGGUAUGGCUUGCUUCAGUUCAGCGUUGCUUCAUGCUCACGCUGACUACACAGCUCUACUGCAUGCUCUGUACGGUCCCACAAAAAUCAGAGUGAACGUUGGGAUUGGAUUUCUCCAGCACUCACCCACUGUGAUGAUUGUAGUGCACAGGGAUCUCCUUUCACUGUUCCGGUUUGGUUUCACUGUGUGUUACUGGGAUUUACUGCGUGUCUGUUCCUCCCCAGAACAAGUCAUUCCAGGGCCCUUCUAGGAGCAGAAGAGAUGACUGGUGACGUAACCAGAAGACAGACUUGACAUGGUUAGUUGCUGUUUUUUUUACAUUUAUACACAACAACAACAACACCUCUCUUCUGGUCGUCGUCCACUUUUAUUUCAGCAUUACUGAUCUGCACGUGCGUCACACAUCUGUAUAUGUUUUGACAUAUUCUAACAUUCUUUGAUCACAAUGAUGGUAAAAGGACAUUUAUGUUUAUAUCCAAAGUGCUAAAUGUUAGAAUCUCUUUGUUUGGAAACAUUACAUUUUAGUCAUUUAGCAGAUGCUCUUAUCCAGAGCGACUUACAGUUAGUGAGUGCAUACAUUUUUCAUACUGAAUGAGUGUUUUUUUUUUUUUUUUUUUUCUGUUCCAGACGUCAUUCAUCUGUGGCGUUACACGGGGUUUCCCCUGUGAGCCUGGUAACCGUGGCGACACUAACUGUCCUCGGAUUGAUUGACAGCUGGGCUGGGGCUGAAGGCAAAACACCCACAAACCUUAACUGGCUCUCUACGCCUCGGCUACCUGUCCUCUUAUCUCCACCACAUAAAAGCACUGCUAAGACUAAGCAGGAGACCAAGGCUGUCCUAAUGUUCUGCUACCUUUCAGUCCUUCUCGUGGUUCUGGACUAACUGGCAACGGUGGCUACUAAAUGGGCCAAUGACUGAACAGAACCGAGGAGGUUGGGAGCGGGGCCCAAAGCCAAUGUCCGUCACCAUUCGAUUGAAGAGAAAUGUUUUCAUGUUGCUUAUGGCUAAACGCGUGCUAUCGCUUUGUAAUUAUUUAUUAGGAAAAAGGAUGCUCUCCCUUUUUUUAAAAAUUGAAUUGUUGAUCAAACAAUUGGAGAUAUUUUAUUUUGUAAAGCUUUCAAAGUAUGUGAUUUAUAUUUUUGCUUAUUUAUUUUUUGGGGUAUCUUGUGGCUUUAGUUUUUAUUUAGCAAUUCACCUGGAGGUGUGUUUCGUAUGCGUCUUAAGUUAUGAGUAAGAACCCUGAUGAUGAAGACUCCACUUGGUAGAGGAACUGGUGGUCGUAUAGCAGCAGUGCAGAAUGGUCUAGUAUUCAGAUCGACCACAAGUUUAUCGACAGAACCAUAUCUGAUUACAAUACAGGUACCUGAUAUCUAUUCAUGAAGACCAUACUUUGCUAAAUUGACAGGUUUAUUCUCAUGUGAUGAAAAUAAUGCCAGAUUCAUCUGAUUUUAGUUCUGGGGGUGAGAAGAGGCGUGCUUUUCAACUGAUUUUACUUGCACUU